Suillus plorans is the source of this 6235-nucleotide messenger RNA. RefSeq lists its product as uncharacterized. Gene Ontology annotation, molecular function: protein binding. The coding region runs from base 118 to 6078 and encodes 1986 amino acids. The transcript is spliced from 30 exons. The record is from RefSeq and is a predicted model, not a curated record. Lineage: Eukaryota; Fungi; Basidiomycota; Agaricomycetes; Boletales; Suillaceae.
AGGUCGUCUUUCGCAUGUACGUACUUCAACACUAUUCAACAUACCCCAAUCGUUAUUCUCUGGGUCGCGUUCUAACUGAUUGGAACUUGAAUCUAAUCGAGCACAGAUCCUGUCGGGAUGUUUCGGUCACUUCUUGCACCAUGGCAAAGUCAUGAAGACUUCGGGCCUACUUCGCCUGCAAUUAACAUCAUUGGUGGCGGUGCCCCAGAUACCAGCAACAGUGGUGAACGUGUAGCUAAACAAACCAUGCGAGAUAUGGUAGAGGACUUGAAAGUAACAGAGGCAGUAGUCGCGAAGACAACUCUCCUGCAACGGAUUGCUACUCUUGUUCGCGAAGUACCCGCAACGAAAGACGCGUUUCGCGAUUCAGAUGGAUUUCUCUUACUGGUCCACGUGCUAUCUACACUGUCGACCACGAUCGGACGACGAGGAUCCCAAUCGACGCGUGAUGCCGUGGCUUGUAUCAAGUCAGUUUUCACGUUGGCCUCUGAGGCUUUGAAGGGACAUGCAGUGAACCUUGAGUUCUUUGAGGAAUUCAUCGGUUACUCUUCGCUUUCCGAUGCUGCGGACCUGCUGGUCUCUAAUGCAGUGACAGCGGACAUGACGCUCGGGUGUUUGUUAGCUCUCUCAUUUAGUGAUUUCUUCCUCGUGGAAUUUUUCAGCUCGUUACGAACAAAAGUGCCUGAGAUCGAAGCGAUGCACAUCCACUUCCUGGAAUUUGCACCUGGUCUAGCCAGUAUGAGGCUCCCCGGAGCAUUCAAUGUUCUUUGGAGCUUCAUUCUGCGAACAAUGAACACGGAUCGCGCCUUGAGGCUCAUCGUUUACCGGCUUUUAGAACAUCUGACGCACAGCACGCAUAGAAACCUCGCCGUCCUAAGCAUGCAAAAUACCUUGCCGCAUCUCUUCAAAUCGUGGAAGACUAAUAUGAGCAGCGCCAAAGAUGACGAUAAGGAGCACCGAAUCCUAGCAAAAAUUCUUCGGCGUCUUUUUGAAAUGGGUGCUAGUACCCAAGACUCGAGAGAUUUGCUGCAGUGUACUGCGAAGCAAGAUGGAACUGUAGAUGCCGACAUGCUCGAACUUCUGCGCUCAAGUGCGAAGUCGAGGUGGCCACAGCACUUCUCUCUUGAUGGCUGUUCUGCGCUAGCUAUGUCGUCCACCGAAAUGAAGACUUUCCCUGCCCAUGGGUUCACGUUCAUGGCCUGGAUUUGGCUCGAAAGGAUGCCUUCGGAACCACACAAGUUGUUCAGCAUAUCCUUUGGGUCCAAAGAUGCCGUUGCUCUCUCUGUCGGUAGCAACGGGGCAUUAGCCUUCCGAUCAUGCGUCGUUCAAAAAGUUGAAGUGCUUCCGAAGUCGAAACUGGCGGCUUCUCGAUGGACACACGUCACCCUUGUGCAUCAUAACCAUAGAUCAUCGCAUCCUUCCGUCUGCUUGUUCAUUGAUGGCGUUCCAAGUGACUCGUUGCAAUGGGCAUAUCCAAAAUUCGAUGAGACGUCGCCUGCGACUUUGAUGGUAGGCGAUGACGUUACCGCAGUCGAAUCUAGCUGGUGCGUGGCUUCUGCCUACCUGCUUUCUGUCACGCUCGAUGACGACUUGCCGAGAUUUAUACACCACCUAGGCCCCCGAUAUUCUGAGUCAUUCCAAGAUCAGACUCUCAUCAGGUUCCUGACGUACGAAGCGUCGACUUCGCUUAACAUGCACAUUACAGCUCAAGGCGCAUCGCUACCUGAGAAUUCGCAACUCAAGAAGGCCAUUCGUGGAGAUUCGAUUAUUAGCGAUUCAUCGAUUAUAUUUCGCGUCGUCCCUCAACCGCACAAUAAAAAGCACCAAAUUGUAACUCGAGGCGAUGUAUUUACAGUAUGCUGUCAGUCACUGGACCUUGCCGUGUGGAGGAUUGGCGGGGCGGCUUCAUUGCUGCGACUAGUAGCACUUGCUCAAACGCCGCAUGAACUUUCCAGAGCAUUGAGCGUUUUUUCUGACUGUCUUCGCAACAGCUGGCAAAACUCUGAUGACAUGGAAAUGUUACAUGGUUAUGAUGUUCUGGCAAGCACGCUGAGAGCUCGAAGUCAUCUCAUAAACAUGACUAGCUUUGAAACAUUGUUUGAAUUCCUUGGUCUAAAUUUCCGUUCUCCAGAUUUAUCCACUGUCGUCAACACCAUCGCAUACAAAGCCGUGGCACUCGACUUUGAGUUGUGGUCAAAAACUAGUGCCGACAUUCAACAGGCUCAUCUCGAACAUUUCGCCUUCUUGUUGCGUGCCAGCCGUUAUAGACAGUUCACCAUCAAGAUGCGAUUGUCGAAACUAGGCAUCGUACGCAAGUUAUUAUUCGCCAUUCAGUCAGUCUGGUACCCGCAAGAAUCUAUAUCACUUGUCGUCAACACAUUGGUGCUUGUUGCACAAUCAUCAUUUACAGCGGAGGAAGCGAUCAAACCAAUCGUUUCAUACAUAGCUGCCACCCUUGUUGAAGAGUCCCGAUCAUCAUCUUCAUCGUCACCUCGAUCAACAACAUCCCGUAGAGACUUGCUACAAUCUAGUACCAGGAAUAAAGCCGAGCAAGUCCUUGAAGGUCUUGUUUCCAUAAUGCGCAUCCCUUCGCUUCACUCUAAGCUUGCUGGUACACUCCCUAUGCCACGGAUCUGUUUACUGUUGCUUGGGGACCAUCCUUCCGCACACACUGCCUGCCAAGUGCUUGGCAUGCUUGGCCUCAGCCUAAAAGCCUCGGUAUCAUCUGGCAAAAACUUCGAGUUGGCCAGUGGUUGGGGUAUUCUCAAGACCCUGUUACCUCCAGUCUGGGAUCGCAGUGUACAUGAUGCAGCUUUAGAUAUCCUCCCCGGGCGCUCUGGAGACAGAUUCAGUGAUGACUCAGGAUCCCCUCAAAUGGUGUCUGUGUUUCUCUUUGCGUUGUAUCAAGGACUGUCAAUCGAGAACAAUAAUGCUGAACCUGACGAAGCUCCUUCAAAAGAUGCGAUCAUCUGGAUUCUCGAUGACUUAACAAAGCUGCACGAGUCGAGUUCAUCAUUCCGCCGCGUCUUCAGGUCCCAAAGCACUGCACAGCUACUUGUUGAUGGCCUCAAUAUAUUCUCCCCCGCAAGACAGCCUCCCAGGGUGCUGGAUGCCAAAAUAUCCGUCAAACUAACUCACUUUGGAUUACUUGUUGCGAUGGGCAAGCACAUAUAUACGUCUCAAAAACAACAGAUUCUUGAUAUCGUUCGCCCUGACGCUCAGCCAAAAGGGCGAACUGAGCCUGUAGACACUUCUGGGUCACGACUCGGGCUCGCUCAAGCAGACACAGUCUAUAAAGCGUCUGCGCGUCUUGAAGAAUGGCGACAGACGAUUCUUGUUUCGGAGCGCAAAUGCUUCAGACAGACACUAUUAGACUUGCAGGAAAAGCGACGUAGAGUCGCAUCUUUUGAAGAAAAUGUAUCUGUAUCGACGACCGAACGCGAUAUUUGGCCUCAUUUAGCUCGGAAACGCGCGUGGAAAUUAGACGAGACCGAAGGACCGCACAGAGUUAGGACAAAGAUGGAGAGCCUCCUGGAAAUGUUUGUGCAGGACUCGAGGUCUAUUAGUCAUGAGGAAUCUUCGUCAGCUUUUGAUUCAGAGUUGUUGUCGCUGUCCCAGUCAGAACUUGCUUCUCCGAAUACUGUGGUUGUCCCAUCUUAUACAGGCGAAGACGGCGAUCAUCAGCUCGCUGAAGAGGUAACUGAGGACAAACUCAGGAGAGUGAGGCAUCAACUCGAACCUGGCGAUGUCAUUGAGGCUGUUAGCACUGUCUGCCGAGUAUCCGGCGUCGAUUCCUUUCUUGGCAUGUUGAUCUUCGGGCGUACCCACCUGUACAUGUUAGAAGGCCUCGUAGAGAAUAGUGAAGGCGAAGUUAUCGAUGCAGGUGAUGCGCCGGAAGGAUUGUUCCUUAUAUCCGGAAGUGCCGUGGACGUUCGGAACUCGCAGCGGGCUCCACGAUGGUCAUUAGAGCAAGUUUCAGGCUUCUCUGACAGGAUGUUCCUUUUCCAGGAUGUAGGGUUCGAGAUCUUUUUCAAAGAUAGCCGCACACUGCUGGUUAUUUUCCUUGAUAAGUCACGUCGCCAAGUGGCCUCCCAGAUGCUUUUGUCGAUAGCCUUGAAAAUGAGGACAUCCGACCCCAGUUCGACACCUAGAUCUAUUACACCCAAAGCGCUUUUGAGAAGUAGAUCAUCCACUAGCGCAGUAGAAAAAGAACUCCAAUUGGCGCAACAACAGUGGCAGAACAGAGAGCUAAGCAAUUUUGGUUAUUUGAGUAUUCUCAAUCAACUGUCAGGACGUACCCCAAACGAUGCAACUCAAUACCCCGUUUUUCCUUGGGUUCUCAAUGAUUAUGUUUCGGAGGUACUAGAUCUUUCAUCUACUGAUGUGUUUAGAGAUCUCACUAAGCCUAUGGGAGCGUUGACGGCUGAGCGUCGUGAGGCUGCGGAAACUCGCUAUACUAACCUGAGCAGUGUUGAUGAAGAGCCAUUCCACUACGGAACACACUUCAGCUCAUCGAUGAUCGUUUGCCACUUCAAUAUUCGCAUGCAGCCGUUUACCAAUAUGUUCAAGACGCUACAGGGAGGAAACUGGGAUUUGCCCGACAGGCUUUUUGCUGAUAUCAGGAGAACAUAUUCCUCAGCGUCGCAUGACAUCCGAGGGGAUGUGCGUGAAUUGAUACCCGAAUUCUUUACUUGUUCGGAAUUCCUCGAGAAUUCAUCAAAUCUCGACUUCGGUAUCUCUCAAACUACGGGAGAACGGAUUCACAAUGUUAAACUGCCUGCGUGGGCAAAAGGAGACCCGCUCCUGUUCAUCGUAAUGCAUCGCCGUGUUCUUGAGGGCCAUUACGUCAGCAAGAAUCUUCCCGCUUGGAUAGAUCUCAUAUGGGGAUGCAAGCAACGAGACGUGGAUUCGGUGAACGUUUUUCACCCUCUCAGUUACGAAAGCGCAAUUGAUCUGGACAAGAUUACCAACGAUCUUGAGCGACAAGCUACUGUUGGAAUCAUCCACAAUUUCGGGCAGACUCCCAAGAAGCUCUUCACCUCACCACAUCCACCACGAAAUCUUGAAGGGUUCCUGAGUCUCCCUGUCACGAUAGCCCGUGGUGUCCCUGAGGACGCACUUGCGUUAGCAAGAGAUUCCAAGCCUUUCAAAGUUGUGCUGGAUAGUGCUGUGUCGAAUAUUUCCGUCGACCUGUUUGAGGGGAAAUAUAGCGGUAUCCGUCCGUUGCCUCUUGGAGCGAUUGGCCUCCCUUCGAUUAGUCAUGAACAAAUCGAAUGGGAUCAUAACGCGAGUGAUCGCUCACUGCGAUUGGUAUCCCACGGAAAAGUCACGCAAGUUAUCGAACAGGUAACACUCACGUGUGCUGCCUUCGCAGACCAGGACACUCUAGCAACGGGUUCCGGUGAUAAUAUUGUGCGUGUUUGGCGCGUCAACCAAGGUCAAGUGGCGCCUUCGGGUUUUGUUGGAGCUUCGGGGCGGUCUCGCAGGCAUGCAUCUUCAACACUGUCGAUGACGCAUCUCCUCAGAGGACAUACUGAACGUGUGGCGUGUAUUGCAACAUCGCGUACAUGGUCCGUUAUUGUCAGUGGCAGCGAGGACGGGAGUGCCAUCGUUUGGGACCUGAACAGAGGGUCUUACCGGCAUUCAAUUUGGCACGGCAAUGAAAGCCUAAGAGCAGAAGUGUAUCUAUCUGCCAUCAAUGAGUCUACGGGAUACAUCGCUACUUGUUCCGUUUCCCACUUAAUGUUGCACACAAUCAACGCGAGACCAAUUGCCAGACUCGACACUGCGCGCGCACUGAUUACUUCUCUGGCGUUCCAUGAACGUGAAUAUUCGCAUUUGGAUAUCCUUGCCACGGGUCACGACGAUGGUUCAAUCACGCUAUGGACAUGGAACGCAGACGGAACUCCAGCCGGAAUGCAAGCGCAAUGGGAGUUUGUUGAAGUUCGUCGGAUGAAUUCUGGAGAGGGGGUAUCUGAUGUUGCUUUAGGAUCUGUUACCGCGCUCAAGUUCAUCGGUGAACGCCUUUGCGCUGGUUAUGCUUCUGGAUUGACAUAUAUGUGGACCAUUCCUACUUAAUGUCAAUUGAAACAUCGAUUGUCGGACUUGAACUAGAGAUGAUAAUCCUUACCCGAAAGAUGGGGGAUACUGUAACUUGAGUACUUACUUCAAGGAUUGCACUCAAAUCACAUCAAUGAAUAUUGAAAUUCUGGCCACCCAGUAGUGCUGAUUAUGU